Molecule: messenger RNA, 961 nt
Organism: Rhododendron vialii
Lineage: Eukaryota; Viridiplantae; Streptophyta; Magnoliopsida; Ericales; Ericaceae
Exons: 2
Coding region: 75-641 (188 amino acids)
Source: RefSeq, a predicted model, not a curated record
UUCCAUGUAUUGAAAUGAAUAUCGUGGUACGGAAUAGACGUCGGUUGUGCAUUACCCCUUACCAGUGAACGCAAAUGGGCAUUCUGGACGAACUCCGAUUAACCGCCGUUAAACUGCUCAACCGAAACGUUUCCAAUACGCCUCCUGAUACCAAUGGAAACCGGUAUUCCUGCGACAUGGGAUUCGCCAAGGCCGUUACCCAAACCGGCGACGCCGUUAGGUCUAGCGGAGCUGAGAAGCUGAAAGAGUACGUUCCUGAUCCCGACCGCCGAGAGAAGAUCGGCCGGAUUAUUUCGGGCAUCGGUAAAUUCGCCGUUGAGUCCGCCGUCAACGAGUCUCUUAAAGGCGUCACUGGUGGGAUCCAGGUAUACAAGAUUGUGAAGGAAGGAUUGAAGGAUCAAUUCCUACCGCCCAAUCCAAAUGAGAGUAAGAAACCAGAACUGACAGCUGUGAUGGAGGAGAUGCAAGCAAGGAUGGAGAAAAUGCAGGAAGAAAUGAACACUUUAAAGCAACAAAGUAAGAUAUCGAUGGACAGUGCCAAGGGAUCGGAGCCUUUGAAGGAGUUCCCAGAUGAGCCCAUUAAAGGAUCAGCUCCUCUAAAAACUGACCCAAAAAGGGUUUUCAUUCGUUCCCGCCUAUAACCAAGUCAGAGUAUGGUUUGUGAUUGGUGAAUGCUUUCACCUAACGGCUUUUUCAUGUCUUCAACACGAAUGGAAUCUACAUGAUGCAGACAGCCUGGUUAUGUUGCUUGUAAUUUCAUCUCCAGCACUUUUAUGUAUAGAGUAGAAAAUUUGUCUGAAAUCUUGAAUUGUCUUGUAAAAGCUCCUUGUUCAUGUUUUUGCUCUCAAUUCGGCUUUUGGUCUCCUUUGGUGAAACCGUAAAUCAAUGCCUUGUAAAGGUUGCUCAGAAGAAUUUGAUUUUCAGUAUGUAUGGGGAAAUUCCAUCCUGUGUGGUGUGGAAA